AUCUGUGCUUUGUUUCUGCAUCCAGCCCUCGAUCCCACCCACCGCCCUGCGAUCUAUUUUCCACAGAAAAAUACAUCGACAAUGUCGGGUUCCUCUAAUCUCGUAGCUAUGAAAAAGGUCGUACAGCAGCUCCGGUUUGAAGCGAGCAUAAACAGAGUGAAGGUCUCCCAGGCAGCGGCAGACCUUCAACAGUUUUGUAUGCAGAAUGCCUUGCAGGACCCUCUGCUCACUGGUGUAUCCUCCAGCACCAACCCUUUCAGACCGCAGAAAGUCUGCUCCUUCUUGUGAAAACCACUGUGUUUAUUGGCCUUCAUUUUGAUGCUACAGGGAAAAGAUGACCUCAACACUGCUCCUCAUGCCAAGCCAUUAUACUGCCACGGGAUCUCUUGAGUGUAGAACACAUUGUCAAACAUGUCAGGAAGAUGACCAUCUAUUUUCAGCCACAGUAGAAGAAAGGAGAGUUUUAUUUUUCAUGGCACAGUAUGAUUUUCGCGGGAAUUAUUGUGCCUUUUCUAUUGUUGUAUUUUAGCCAUCACUAUUCUGGACUUUUUUGUAUUUAAUAAAUAAACAGCAUUCUUUACUA
Molecule: messenger RNA, 583 nt
Organism: Labrus mixtus (cuckoo wrasse)
Lineage: Eukaryota; Metazoa; Chordata; Actinopteri; Labriformes; Labridae
Gene: gng5
Product: guanine nucleotide binding protein (G protein), gamma 5
Exons: 3
Coding region: 82-288 (68 amino acids)
Biological process (GO): G protein-coupled receptor signaling pathway
Cellular component (GO): heterotrimeric G-protein complex
Molecular function (GO): G-protein beta-subunit binding
Source: RefSeq, a predicted model, not a curated record